AUGAAGACGAUCACCCUCACCCGCCUCGCCGCGACGCUUGGCGCCAUUAGCCAAGUCGUGUAUGGCGACGCCAACAUCAGCAGUGCCAGCGCUGUCCAUUGGACGACCCAGCCCAUGUACUCGGUGCCCGUCGCGCCAACGCUCGCGGCGUUGUCGGCGCUUCCGACCUUCCAGGAGCUCGACGUCUUGACCAAGUGGACGCCGUCCGAGUUUUCCCAGUCGGCCGACUUCUUUCUCCACAGCCCGCUCAGCCCACGCAACAGCAAGAAGACCAAGAUGACGUACGACGACCGCCCCAAGGUGACCAACUUUACGUGCCUCGACGACUUUUAA
This is a messenger RNA of Saprolegnia parasitica CBS 223.65, 333 nucleotides long. RefSeq lists its product as hypothetical. The record is from RefSeq and is a predicted model, not a curated record. The coding region runs from base 1 to 333 and encodes 110 amino acids. Lineage: Eukaryota; Oomycota; Saprolegniomycetes; Saprolegniales; Saprolegniaceae. The transcript has a single exon.